UUAACUAACCUAACCUGUAAAGAAGACGGGACCUACGGAAGGUGGUUGUUUAAUAUUAUUUUGUGAAUUUUUAUGACUAUUUGACACAUAAAUUACAAUGAGUCGUAAAGAAGCCUUAUCAUCUUUUAUCCAGCAAAUCCACGGCCGCCCCGUUGUAGUUAAACUGAACAGUGGCGUUGAUUACAGAGGUGUGCUAGCCUGUCUAGAUGGCUACAUGAACAUAGCCCUGGAACAAACUGAGGAAUAUGUGAACGGCCAACUCAAGAAUAAAUACGGAGAUGCAUUCAUUCGAGGAAACAAUGUACUCUAUAUCAGCACUCAGAAGCGCAGGAUAUGAUGACUCCAUUCCUUUAUUUAUAAACUUAGGUGGUAAGGGUAAAUAAAUUCUAAUUUCUUACAA
Messenger RNA from Plodia interpunctella (Indianmeal moth), 400 nucleotides. RefSeq lists its product as uncharacterized. The transcript is spliced from 2 exons. Gene Ontology annotation, cellular component: sno(s)RNA-containing ribonucleoprotein complex; U6 snRNP; U4/U6 x U5 tri-snRNP complex. Bases 98 to 337 code for a protein of 79 amino acids. Gene Ontology annotation, molecular function: RNA binding. The record is from RefSeq and is a predicted model, not a curated record. NCBI's taxonomy places the organism in Eukaryota, Metazoa, Arthropoda, Insecta, Lepidoptera, Pyralidae. Gene Ontology annotation, biological process: mRNA splicing, via spliceosome; maturation of SSU-rRNA.